Messenger RNA from Chelonus insularis, 439 nucleotides. RefSeq names its product histone H2B-like. Gene Ontology annotation, molecular function: structural constituent of chromatin; DNA binding; protein heterodimerization activity. The record is from RefSeq and is a predicted model, not a curated record. Gene Ontology annotation, cellular component: nucleosome. Lineage: Eukaryota; Metazoa; Arthropoda; Insecta; Hymenoptera; Braconidae. The coding region runs from base 21 to 395 and encodes 124 amino acids. The transcript has a single exon.
UCAAGAAUCUUACUCUCACAAUGCCUCCUAAAGUAAGUGGAAAAGCUGUCAAAAAAUCUGGCAAAGCCCAGAAAAAUAUCUCUAAAAGUGAUAAGACCAAGAAGAAGCGCAAAAGGAAGGAAAGCUAUGCUAUCUACAUUUACAAAGUGCUCAAGCAAGUACAUCCCGAUACUGGUAUAUCAAGUAAAGCCAUGAGCAUCAUGAAUAGCUUUGUCAAUGAUAUUUUUGAACGGAUUGCCGCAGAAUCAUCUCGCCUAGCUCAUUACAACAAAAGAUCAACUAUCACUUCUCGAGAGAUUCAGACUGCAGUACGAUUGUUGCUUCCUGGAGAGUUGGCUAAACACGCAGUCAGUGAAGGUACUAAGGCAGUUACCAAAUAUACUAGCUCCAAGUAAAUUUUUAUCUUCAGAUAUUCUAAAACGGUCCUUUUCAGGACCAC